AUAGUGGUCUUCGCGCUGCCGUUCUUGUGUCCUCUUGACGAAACCCUAGCUUGUGCUUCCCCUUCCUUCCCCCCGCCGCCGGUCUUCCCUAAUGGCCUCCGCCGCUGUGCGCCCCCUAGUCACGGUGCAGUCCCUUGAGGGCGACAUGGCCACCGACGCAGCCGUCACCGUCCCCCUGCCUGACGUCUUCAAGGCCCCGAUCCGCCCCGACGUCAUCCGUUUCGUCCACUCCAACUUGUCAAAAAACAAGCGCCAGCCCUACGCAGUAUCCAAGCGUGCCGGUCAUCAGACCUCCGCUGAAUCAUGGGGAACAGGGCGUGCCGUUUCACGUAUCCCUCGAGUUCCAGGUGGCGGUACCCACCGUGCUGGCCAGGGUGCUUUCGGCAACAUGUGCCGUGGCGGUCGCAUGUUCGCCCCCACCAAGAUCUGGCGCCGCUGGCACCGACGCGUUAACAUCAACAUGCGCCGCUACGCUGUUGUUUCGGCCCUUGCUGCGUCUGCCGUCCCAUCCCUUGUAUUGGCCCGUGGACAUCGUAUCGAGACCGUUCCUGAGCUCCCACUUGUUGUCUCUGACUCGGCUGAAGGCGUUGAGAAAACAUCCGCCGCCAUCAAGAUCCUCAAGCAGAUUGGUGCCUUUCCAGAUACUGAGAAAGCUAAGGACAGCCAGAAAAUCCGACCUGGCAAGGGUAAGAUGCGAAACCGCCGCUAUGUUACUCGCAAGGGUCCCUUAAUCGUAUACGGAACAGAGGGAUCAAAGAUUGUUAAAGCUUUCCGUAACAUUCCUGGUAUUGAUAUUGCUAAUGUUGAGCGCCUCAACCUUCUGAAACUGGCACCGGGAGGCCACAUUGGAAGGUUUAUCAUCUGGACCAAAUCUGCAUUCGCGAAGCUUGAUUCUGUAUUUGGAAGCCUCGACAAGCCAUCAGAAAAGAAGAAGGGAUAUAUUCUGCCCAGGCCAAAGAUGUUCAACGCUGAUCUUGGAAGAAUCAUCAACUCUGAUGAGGUACAGUCUGUUGUGCGUCCAAUCAAGAAGGAAGUGAAGAGGCGCCACUUGAAGAAGAACCCCCUGAAGAAUCUCUACACGCUCUUGAAGUUGAACCCUUAUGCCAAGACUGCCAGGAGGAUGUCCUUGCUUGCUGAAGAGAAGCGCGUCAAAGCCAAAAAGGAGAAGCUUGACAAGAAGAGGAGCAAGCUAUCAAAGGAAGAGGCUGCUGCAAUCAAGGCUGCCGGACGUGCGUUCUACAAAACUAUGAUCUCAGACAGCGAUUAUGCCCAGUUCGACAACUUCUCCAAGUGGCUGGGUGUUAGUCAGUGAGCCCAGAAUCGUCUUGGAUGAAUCUUAGGGCGAUAAGAAGGCAUACUUGCUUCAGUUUUUGUUGGUGAAUUCGUAACUUUGGUUGUGUCAUUAAGAACAUUCCAUGGACGUGGUUAGAUGCAUGAUUUGCACCAUAGCGCACGCACUGUGUUUGUUUGCGUCAGACCUAGUUUGAUGAGCAUGUUAUCUUAAUUUUUGAAUGCAUGGAUUUUAUAUGGUCA
Molecule: messenger RNA, 1533 nt
Organism: Zingiber officinale
Lineage: Eukaryota; Viridiplantae; Streptophyta; Magnoliopsida; Zingiberales; Zingiberaceae
Product: 60S ribosomal protein L4-like
Exons: 2
Coding region: 92-1312 (406 amino acids)
Biological process (GO): translation
Cellular component (GO): ribosome; cytosolic large ribosomal subunit
Molecular function (GO): RNA binding; structural constituent of ribosome
Source: RefSeq, a predicted model, not a curated record